Messenger RNA from Pleuronectes platessa (European plaice), 3338 nucleotides. It is a transcript of the gene man1b1a, whose product is annotated as mannosidase, alpha, class 1B, member 1a. The transcript has 13 exons. Gene Ontology annotation, molecular function: calcium ion binding; mannosyl-oligosaccharide 1,2-alpha-mannosidase activity. Gene Ontology annotation, cellular component: endoplasmic reticulum; membrane. Bases 847 to 2847 code for a protein of 666 amino acids. Gene Ontology annotation, biological process: N-glycan processing; carbohydrate metabolic process. The record is from RefSeq and is a predicted model, not a curated record. Lineage: Eukaryota; Metazoa; Chordata; Actinopteri; Pleuronectiformes; Pleuronectidae.
CCUGAUUCUGAGAAAGAAAACGACUUCUUUAAUGAUCAUUUUAACAGAUAACGUCUCUUGUAAAAAUCCAAAAGCAGCAUUGUCAGCCCCCUAUCGACGGACUUUAUUUGAUCUCAUCGACAGAUAUAUUACAUUUUUAUCAGGGGCUGUAUAUCAACAGACAUUUGUCCUAUAAAUCCAGUUUUAUAGUUGCCACGUCUUUCUGGAUCAGCACUCUCUCUGUACACGUGGUCGACGGUUUAUGGGAACACGCUUCUCCUCAUAUCACGUUCCUUUAAGUGGCUUGUUGGCUCCGUGUUGGCUCCUCACACGGUGAAAGAUUACUUCACUACUUAGUGAGUGUUACUGGUUUUAAGUGAGUCUUCCUGCCUCCUCUGUGCAGAUAGAGAAUAAAACGAUUUUCCAUUUUUAAUCUACAUAUAAAGAAUGGAAAUGACAAAAAAAAAUCUCACUUCAAAUAUUGCACAGAACGUUUUUUUAAGAUGAGAGAGAAAUGAGAGUACACCAGACCUUGACGUUGAAUAAUAAGUCUUCUGGUGAAUUAUUAUUUAUUGACGAGGAACCCUUGAGCUGCACAGAACGUUCUCUCGUGUGCGUUAGUUUGAAUGAACCGGAGCAAAGUCACCGUCCCCUGAGAUCCAGUCUUCUGUGGGUUCUGCUACUGCUCACACCUGCAAUGGCUCAAUAGUUUCAUGGUGUUGCAGAGGUGUUAAUUAGAGGAGGUAACUGAGUUAUAGCAGCCUGCCUGUCUGUCUCCUGGGACACCCUGACUCUGUCCCUCCCUCUGCACUGCUCAGGUGAACGGGUUAGAUUGUGUAGUUGGGCUCUGUCCCCGGGUGGAGAGACAUGCUGAGUCUUUCCAGGGUAAUCGAGAUGAGGAAGAAAUGGAAGCAGUUGUCUCGGCUGCAGCGAAGCCUCAUCCUGCUCCUGCUGGCUCUGCUGCUCAUCGUCGGACUGCUCUCAUAUCCAAGCAUCUCGCAGCAAUGGGGAGGUGUGUCAGACAGGGACGAGUGGCUGGAUCUGACCGACAGGGAGUUGAACCAAGCUCCUCCAGCCGUGAAGCCGGUGCUGGGUGUAGAGGCAGCUAAAGCCCUCGCCCCCAUGCCGGUGCCACAUUUAGGACCAGCUGAGGUUCCAGAUACUGUGGCGGAGCCCAAAGGACCAAUCAUCCCUAUUUUGGCUAAACCUCCCAUUCAGAAAAAGACAAUUUCAAACAAGAGGGGUCCACCGGGCACGAAGAAAGAUGGCAACGCUUCAGACGUGGUCGCUGGAGAGAAUCAAGAGCCAGUGGUUGUUCAAGAAGAAGAAGAAGAAGGAAGAGAGGACGAGGACAAAGAAAAGAAAAUUGUCAGCUGGAGAGGAGCGCUGAUCGAAGCCGAACAGGCCACAGAGCCGCCGCCCUCGGCCGCUGAGAAAGACGACGCCGCGGCGGCCCCGGCCGACCCUGCUGCCACCGUGCCACUGGAAGUAUCGACUGUAAAGGUGGACAGACUGGAGGCCGUCCGCGACGCCUUCAGACACGCGUGGAAAGGCUACAGGGAACACGCCUGGGGUCACGACGAGCUCAAGCCCAUCUCCAAGUCGUUUGGGGAGUGGUUCGGUUUGGGUUUGACCCUCAUCGAUUCUCUGGACACCAUGUGGAUCUUGGGGCUAAAAGAAGAGUUUGAAGAGGCAAAGAACUGGGUAGAGAAAGAACUCACCUUCAACAAGAAUGUGGACGUUAACCUUUUUGAGACGACUAUCCGUGUGCUCGGGGGCCUGCUGAGCACCUACCACCUCUCAGGGGACCAGCUCUUCCUAGAGAAAGCAAAAGAUCUCGGGUCCAGGCUGAUGCCGGCCUUCAAAACUCCCUCAAAGAUUCCAUUCUCAGACGUGAACAUCGGGAAGGGAACCGCCCACCCCCCCCGCUGGACGUCCGACAGCACGCUGGCCGAGGUCACGAGCAUCCAGCUGGAGUUCAGAGAGCUGAGCCGCCUCACCCAGGAGCCUCAGUAUCAGGAGGUCGUGGACGAGGUGAUGAAGCUGGUCCACAAGCUGCCGGGCAAACACGACGGCCUGGUGCCCAUGUUCAUCAACACCAACAGCGGCCAGUUCUCCCACAAAGGAGUGUUCACGCUGGGAGCCCGGGCCGACAGCUACUACGAGUACCUGCUCAAACAGUGGCUGCAGGGGGGGAAGACGGAAGACGAUCUGCUGGAGGACUACCUGCAGGCCGUGGAGGGAGUGAAGAAGCACCUGGUGAAGCAGACGGGUCCCGGCAGGUUGACCUUCGUUGGAGAGCUGUCCCACGGCCGCUUCAACGCCAAGAUGGAUCACCUGGUUUGCUUCCUGCCAGGGACACUGGCGCUGGGGGCCCACAACGGGCUCCCCGGGGACCACAUGGAUCUGGCGGUGCAGCUGAUCGAGACGUGUCACCAGAUGUACACGCAGAUGGAGACGGGACUGAGCCCAGAGAUCGCUCACUUCAGCCUCCAGGCCAGCGACGGGCGGGACGUCGUGGUGAAGCCGGCGGACAGACACAACCUGCUGAGACCUGAGACGGUGGAAAGUCUCUUCUACAUGUUCAGAUUCACGAAUGACACAAAGUACAGAGACUGGGGAUGGGAGAUUCUUCAGAGCUUCAAUAAGUACACGAAGGUCCCCGACGGCGGCUACACGUCCAUUAACAACGUGCGUGACCCCCUGAACCCCGGGCCCCGGGACAAGAUGGAGAGCUUCUUCCUGGGCGAGACGCUGAAGUACCUGUACCUGCUCUUCUCCGACGACCCGGAGCUGCUCAGCCUGGAUAAGUUCAUCUUCAACACGGAGGCGCACCCUCUGCCCAUAUGGCCCUCCACGCCCAAGUGACGCUACCGUGCAGGAGACGUCUGUCAUGAACGACCGGGUGCACCGGAUCCUGUAUGAGUCCACCAGCUGCUGGGUCAGAUCCCCGUCCGGGCCGGAGCACAGCAGCUCUGUGGUGUCCACCGUCUCUCACCAUCCAGGAGUUCAUUAGUUUAUUCCUUUUUUCUUUAUUUUUGAUAUAAGGAAAAGGUUUCUGUUGGAGCUGGUCUCUGAUGUAAAACAAUCUUUUGUGACUAUCUGGAGCUGACGAGUAAGAAGAAAGUGUGAUUGCUUUAAUAACUGGGAAACACUGCAAGCUCUGGUGUGUGUGUGUGGUUACAACAAUUAUGAUUCCCCCCCCCCCUGUUCGUUUUAGAGGAGUAGAUCCUCGUUAGUCCUGUAGAGUCAGAAGUCGUGGCUGUGAAGUCACCAGUGGUGGAGUCCACUCAGCGAGAUGAAGCUCGAUGCUCUGAUGAAGUGAACACGUGCUCGUGUAUUAAAAUGAAGUUCAGUCA